AUGAUACCGCUCAAGUACACACGGCUACUGAUCUACCCAUAUCUUAACCAAAAUGCUGCUAAAGUUAGUUUAACAAUCAAUAGAACUUAUUAUUCAGCAAAAUCUUAUCAUGGCAAUCACCAACAACGAGAUAAGCCCAACGCAAAUAUAUUGAACGACACAAAAAAUGGCAAAAUGCAGGAACAGAAUAAGGACUGGGACCAGAACCAGAACCAUGAGCAAGGAAUUGGAAGAGAAAAAGAAAUGGCAAAAUAUGAUCAAUUGAUUAAACAGGCUGUGCAUCAAUCUAUUGGCAACUCCGGAACAAACACCAAUGUCAUCGGCGGCACAUCUUAUGAAUUUGCAACAAAGCCGCUAAGUAGUGCCAACUUUAGCGAGCCUUCGAAAAGACUACCGCUACGCACCAUUCUUUUUCUUAUAGCUGUGUCAUCAACAUUGAGUAUGCUACUAUAUUCUGUUGUGCAAUAUAUCAAAUUCGAAAGCGACACCAUGGAAACAAAUGGAAAACUUCGUCUGCAGUCUAUAUUUUUUUUGCCGCUUUGGUUUAAUACAAAUAUUUUGAGUAAAAAAACAUACAAAUACCCUUAUGGUAUACGCUAUCUUGAUCCAGAGUACUACGAAUACCUUGUGACUGAGAUUGCCCAAUUUAAUCAGCAAAGUUCCGGUCACUUGACCACCUCACACGAGGUUGAGAAUUUUGUGAAAAGCUUGGAACUUAACAAUGUGUAUUAUGGUGUUUUGGAGAAAAUUUCUGCUAACAAAAAGAUACGAGAGCUUUUUGGAUUACCAUUGGUGCUAGAAUCUCGAAACGAAAAAGAUCAAAAGAACCUGACAAACCCAAUUAAUUUCAAAGAUAAUGAUUUUAAGAUUUGGGUUGAAGUGAAACAUCCAAGUGUUUCAGGCCUACAAAUUGAACUUGCCAAGUUCAAGGAUCAGUCAUCUGAAAUAGUGAAAAAAAACAUCACAUUUAAUUGGACAGUUAAGCCAAUUAAUUGGCGAGCAAUUACUGAUAAUGUAUUGACCUUGUUGGGUAUCGGUCUCAAUAAACUCGAAACCUCGAAUGCCAACAUCAAGAUCCACGAGGACUCAAGCGGAAGAAUUCACGAGGUUCAACAGGAGAAAGACAAGCAUCAAGUAAUCCAAAAGAAUCGCGAUUACGAAAUCAAUUUCAAGAAUGAAAUAAAUGUAAUGAACAAGUCUGGAACAAAGACAGGCGUAGUGCGAUAUCAGGGACAUAUUGACUUUGACCAUUUGCUUAUCAACAAGGGGGUUAAGAUAACCAGGAUAGAUCUCGUGUUUGAAGACACUGUAUAUAGGAUUGCAUAA
Messenger RNA from Lodderomyces elongisporus, 1326 nucleotides. RefSeq lists its product as uncharacterized. The record is from RefSeq and is a predicted model, not a curated record. The transcript has a single exon. Bases 1 to 1326 code for a protein of 441 amino acids. NCBI's taxonomy places the organism in Eukaryota, Fungi, Ascomycota, Pichiomycetes, Serinales, Debaryomycetaceae.